UUGUGCCUGCCAAUCAAAAUUUUGACUAAAAUUAUUUUAUUAUUUUAACCUCCCUCCUCUAUCAAAAUUCCCAGUCAAUCAAUCAACUACCUAUUUGCUUUUCGCUCCAAAGGACCACUUAAGUGAAACCCACAAUCCAACUGAGUUUGCUAGAGAAACGCUUCGGUCCGCCAAAGAAAGAGUCAUGAUGAAAUCGAAAGAGUCCGAUGAGCUCAGCGCCUGUCAGCGCAUCAGUUGCAAUCGGUUAGGCAACGCCAUUAGUGGCACUCGGUGCGUCAUCUCGAAGGACUUUGUGUUCGGCUGUAAGCCGGAGCAGAGAGACUCGUUUCAGCCGGCACUGGUCGAGCCCACAUGGUGUGUCUAUAUGCGGCCUAAAGAUAAUGUGGAUAUGGCGCACUAUAUAAAUCGGGUUACAUUUCGCAUGUCGCCACGCAUGCCGUUGCGCCUGCAGGUCGCCGACUGCGCCCCCUUCGAGAUAACCGAAGUGCUCGCCUCCGACUUUCCCAUCGAGAUGGUGGUGCAGUAUAUCGAUACCAGAAUGACGCCCACCAGCUAUGUCUACAAGCCGCCCGGCAUUAUAAAUGUUAAGUCCCAUCCGAAUCGGAGCGUGCAGAUUGGUGGUGAGGAGCACACCGAGAAGAUGAUUUUCGUAAAUCCAUCCCCGACUAUGCGCCACAGUCUGACGACGCCCACGCUUGCGUCUCUGAAGACGCCACGGUUGACAAGCUUCAGAUCGUACACCUCCACUCCUCAGGUCGGCGAUAUUGCGCCGCCCACAAAUCCUACAAAGACCAAAGCCAGCAAACACGAGCCCAAGUCAAAGAAAGCCAAGAAAGUGACCUAAGCUCUUCCCAAAACUUGUGCCAAUCGGAAAUGGUGACUUGUACAACUGCUGGAUUUAUGUGCGUUAAGACAAUGGAAUUC
Molecule: messenger RNA, 924 nt
Organism: Scaptodrosophila lebanonensis
Lineage: Eukaryota; Metazoa; Arthropoda; Insecta; Diptera; Drosophilidae
Product: YEATS domain-containing protein 4
Exons: 2
Coding region: 185-844 (219 amino acids)
Biological process (GO): regulation of DNA-templated transcription
Source: RefSeq, a predicted model, not a curated record